This is a messenger RNA of Aspergillus tubingensis, 2007 nucleotides long. RefSeq names its product similar to An03g00310. Gene Ontology annotation, molecular function: transmembrane transporter activity. Lineage: Eukaryota; Fungi; Ascomycota; Eurotiomycetes; Eurotiales; Aspergillaceae. The transcript is spliced from 2 exons. The record is from RefSeq and is a predicted model, not a curated record. Gene Ontology annotation, biological process: transmembrane transport. The coding region runs from base 1 to 2007 and encodes 668 amino acids.
AUGGAUUCUGCUACCACCGACACCCACACUCACAAGCUGGGCACCUUACGCAUCCGUCACCAUGAGACGAACGAGGUCAUCCUUAUUCCGAGUCCUACUGCGGAUCCCAACGACCCCUUAAACUGGUCAAGAAAACAUCGGUAUUUCCUGGCUGUUGUUGCUUGUUUGGCCGUGUUCUUCUGCAAUUUCCUGGCAGCUGGGCCUUCAGUGGCCAUCUCGGAAACGACUAUCGACUUUCUCGGCCCAAUGGGACCCGACUUCUCCAGUCAUGUAUCUCAAGUCUCCUACUUCUUUACUUCCGCUGCUCUCUACCAGGGCGUUGGGAUGCUAUUUUGGAUGCCGCUCAUUGUAAAGUAUGGUCGGCGACCAAUUUACGUCCUCUCAUUCCUGGCGUAUUUUGGGACGGCGUUAUGGUGUGGCUUUGCGCAAUCAUACGCUGUCGAGCUGACUGGUCGAAUCGUUCUGGGCCUAACCGCAGGUGCUGGGGAGUGCCUUGGGCCACUUACUAUCGCAGACAUCUUCUUCCUUCAUGAGCGAGGAACUGUCAUGGCAAUAUACACUGCGGCCCUGUCCAUGGGGGUUGCAGGUGGUCCACUUCGAAGUUACUCAGAUAACACGUUCACUAUGGCCAGAUCAAUCCUCUAUUCCAUGCUCUUUGCAUCACUUGUCCUGGCAUCUAUCAUUAUUGAGGAUCCAAGCAAUAUCGUUCCCCCUGAAGACUGGGCAGACGAUAACGCAUAUGUUUUCGACUGGCAUACGACCGGAGAAGCUUACCAAACCAUUCCUAUCAUUGGUCCCUAUACCUAUAAUCAGCAAACAGGGGCUAUUGAUCAUCGGUCACUAGAAACUACAGCAAAUGACACAAGUGUUGUGGUCAUAGCGAAUCGGUCCGACGUCACUAUCACCCACAGCACUAUCACCAAGUUCGGCUAUUCUUCUGCUCUCAAUCAAGCCAGCUUCUAUGGAGUGAAUGCAGCUGUCAACAAUGCGAAUCAUUCGACACUGCGACUCUCGAAUGUAAACGUUACUACGCAUAAUGGAGCAGCAAACGUCUACACAUACGGCACUGGAAGCGUAACCUAUGCCGACAACACAUGGCUCUACAGUUCCGGCCCUGUCUCCCAUGGUUUCUACGCAGCAGGAAAUGGCACCAUUUAUGCCAAAGACGUCCAGGUGUAUUCCGGGGGAACUAGGUGCUCAGCGUUCAGCGGAGACUACCCAGCUGGGUAUAUACACGCCGAAAACGCAGUCGUCCAUACUGAUGGAGUUGGUUCCGCUAUUUGCUUUCUACAGGGUCUGUGCAACAUGACAAAUGUUGUCGGUUACGCUGCCAAAUCUCCUGCCAUGAUCAGUGACGGUGCACUGUCCGAUGUUAUAGGCAUCUGGAAAAACUCUGAUCUGACUGCUGGUCUGUUAGGUGGUAUUGUCAUGAUAUCUGACUCGACUAUCAGGAAUGGCACCACUGUUGUUCUCGACAAUACUCGAUUGACUGUCCUCGGUGAAGGGAAUCCAGGGCUAUGGUUUGGAAAUAUCAUCGCAACUGUCGAUCUCAUCGCAGCGAGCAUUAAUACCUCUUCGGGUAUCCUCGCCGUUUCAAACUACUCCUUUCUGACUCAGGAUUUUGAUUAUUAUGCCGGGUACGAAGAAAACAACAACCUAUCUCCUGCACAGGCAACCAUCAAUGUUAAGGAUUCUACGCUAUCGGGGUCACUUGUUGCAUACAACGAAUCGUCAAUCAGCUUCAAUCUUCAAAGUUUCUCGCAUUGGAAUGGCAUGGCAAAGGUGGGAUUAGGAGCCGCUUACUUGUCCGUGUCAUUGGACAACACAUCGACAUGGACCUUGACGGGGGACCCAGUCCUUCAAAGCUUCGCUAACUCCAAUAGUACGCUCACAAAUGUUUUCAGUAAUGGUUUCGAUAUCUUGUAUGACUCGGAUUCAUUGGUGAAUGCUGCUUGGAAGGGAGAGACCUACGAACUUCAAGGUGGAGGGAAACUUCGACCGUCAUGA